This is a messenger RNA of Funneliformis geosporum, 342 nucleotides long. Lineage: Eukaryota; Fungi; Glomeromycota; Glomeromycetes; Glomerales; Glomeraceae. The record is from the annotation of a GenBank genome assembly.
AUGAGGGACAAAACUGCUAAGGGACUAAUUCAUGAAGCAUAUAACUGGAGUCAUUAUCAACUAAAAUCUCUUCUUGGUAAUGAAUUUGUGAAUGUCGUUGAAAUUAAUCAAACUGGAAAUAUUAAAAACGAAUUUAAUGUUGCAAAUGUAUAUAAAUCGUUGAAUUUUCAACGGCUUAUUCAAAGAAGACAGCAUCGACGUCAUCAAAAAAUGCGAAUUUAUCAAAGGAACGCACAGUCCAUCAAUAAUCAAGAAUCAUUAGAUCGCAUUGCAAACCUUCCUCGGCAAGAAAUAAGUAAUACUCUAUUGGAUCAAUUUUUCAAUGGGACUGCUUUCAUUUGA